This is a messenger RNA of Drosophila gunungcola (fruit fly), 797 nucleotides long. RefSeq names its product 60S ribosomal protein L24 (gene RpL24). Lineage: Eukaryota; Metazoa; Arthropoda; Insecta; Diptera; Drosophilidae. The record is from RefSeq and is a predicted model, not a curated record. The transcript is spliced from 3 exons. Gene Ontology annotation, molecular function: mRNA binding; structural constituent of ribosome. Gene Ontology annotation, cellular component: cytosolic large ribosomal subunit. Gene Ontology annotation, biological process: cytoplasmic translation. Bases 132 to 599 code for a protein of 155 amino acids.
AACAGCACGGUGUCGGCACGUGGAAGUAUUUUUUAGCCCCUUUUCUGCGCACGCGGCAGCCACACUAAUUUGGCUCUGCUUUUCGUUUCCACUUCCGUUUUCUUUUCUUUUCGUGUUUCUACGCCAGCAAGAUGAAAAUUGGCUUGUGUGCAUUCAGCGGGUACAAAAUCUACCCCGGCCAUGGCAAGACCAUGGUUAAGGUCGAUGGCAAGUCCUUCACCUUCCUGGACAAGAAGUGCGAGCGCUCCUACCUGAUGAAGCGCAAUCCACGCAAGGUUACGUGGACCGUGCUGUACCGCCGCAAGCACCGCAAGGGAAUCGAGGAGGAGGCCUCCAAGAAGCGCACCCGCCGCACCCAGAAGUUCCAGCGCGCCAUCGUCGGCGCCUCGCUGGCCGAGAUCAUGGCCAAGCGCAACAUGAAGCCGGAAGUGCGCAAGGCGCAGCGCGACCAGGCCAUCAAGGUGGCCAAGGAGCAGAAGCGUGCCGUCAAGGCCGCCAAGAAGGCUGCUGCCCCCGCUCCCGCCAAGAAGUCGGCGCCCAAGGCCAAGGCCGCCAAGGUCACGCAGAAGGCUGCUCCCCGCGUCGGAGGCAAGCGGUAAACACCGGUAAACCCAACCAACCAUCUCCUCCUCGACGGUAGUGAUGUGCUAAAGUUAAUCCAGGAUUUAAGGAACCACAAGUGAAUUGAAAAUUAAACAAAAAGCCGCGAAUGCGAAUUCGCGGUGAUCAAAAAAAAAAAGCUAUCGCGUGUUCUUGUUUUCUUAUAAAGUGGAAUUAAUUAAAAAAAGAAAAAUGCA